AAUGUGUUUCAAAAAUUUGUUUCCAGUUAAUAAUAUGCUCUUGCAUUAAAUUUUUUGACAGCAUUGUUGGAAGUUUUCAAGUGCAGAUGAUUUGCUUUUAUUAUUGUUUCAUAUCAGUAUAAAUGCAUUCAACCAUAAAAAUUCAGAUAUGUUCUCUGAGAAUCUUAAACAGACAAUUCUGGCUGGAAUGUACUCUUCUGCUAAGAUUCGAAAUGAAUAUUUGCAGAAUAAUAGUUUUAUUUUGCAAGCUGCUAAUGCGCUUCAUAACAGUAUACUUUCUAUAAAAAGUUGUGAAGAAGCAUCAGAGAUAUUGCAACAUAGUUCAUUUUUGCUUUCAUCAAUGGAUGAGGCUAUGUCUCUUCACAAACCAGAUAUUCAUUAUGCAGCUCUUGUUUUAAGUGAGCUUCUAGAAUCAAUUUUGCCUUCAGAAGAAGAGUGGAAUAAAAUGAAACAUAAUCGAACAUUGACUUUGAUGCCAUCCAUUUUGAAAGGAAAAGUCUUUUACCCGUUGGACAAAGAUGAAAGUACAUACUGCAGUAGCAAUGAGGAUCAGUCCCUGCUUUUUGCAUCUGAAGUGAUAUCAAGCAUAUUUGUUAAUCUAAUAGAAAAUUCGAGUUCUCAAGAAAGUGAAGCAUUUUUUGAACAGUAUGUAAUGAAGCAUACUUCUGAACUUCUGUGGUGUUUAAGUUUUGCCAGUGAAAAUGAGAUGGAAACUCAUGUUGAUAAGCUUAGCACAAAUUGCUGCAAAAUUCUAUCAUUUUUGCCUGUAGAGAAAGUUCAGGAACUUGUAAAUAUUCUCUUUUAUAGGUCCUUGGAUGAAGGAAUAUACUGGGCACUACCCUUUCAAUGUCUUCUUCAAAUCCUGCAAACAGUUUGUUCUCAUUUUUUUCCUCAGUUUCCAGAAAUGAUCUGUAAAGCAAAUGAGCAUGACAGUGACAAUAAGUAUGUAACUAUUCAAAUACUUUUGUGCUAUACUGAGCAAAGACAAAAAAUUUGUCAUCUGUCACAUUUGUUACAAGAGCUUUCAAAAAUGGAGACUGAAUCAACAGUUGGAAUUUUAGGUGAAAUUUCACAACUUUGUUGUUGUUUACUGGGAGUUGAAUUUAUUCCUGUAGAAACACGAAGUUUAUUAGUUGAUACAUUUAACAAGAUAGUGAACUUGAAGUUUGUUGAGGAUGAAAAAUUUCUCCAUUCAAUGCAAAUGACAGCAAUUUUGUCUUCUAUUUUAAAAUGCGACUCAAGUCUUAUAAACAUGGGAGACUUAAAUUUCUUUGUUGACCAUCUAAUUUCACUUUUAAAAGGUGCUAAAGAUUGGAAAUAUGAAAAGCCUAUGGAUCUACUAUUCUUGCAACAUUUAAGUUCUGUAUUUAUUGUAAUAUCAUCAUAUAUAUUUAUGGAUAAAGAGAAGAGUCCUGCAACUGGCUUGGAGCUGACUUCAGACAUAUGGAAGCAUGCUGAAAAUGAAAAUAUAUAUCAAGAAUUCAUCUUUUUUAUUCUUCAUGUUGCAGUUGUAAUCAAGAAGAUGAAUCUCUCAUCAAGAGUAUAUAAAGCUGUUGUCAGUAAAUUAUUGGAGGCUGUGAAAUUUAUUCCAGAGAAAUAUCUUUCAGAUGUGCUUCUGGAUCAUAGUUUAGAAAGCGUUGAAUUUCAAGGAAAAGACAUUGAAGAUAUUAAUGCUUUAGACUGUCUUAUUUCAUGUCUUGCAUCUAAUGUUCGAGAGCUUCAGCUUGCUUCUCAUGUAAUGUUAAUGAAGGUUAUGCCUGUGCUGCCUACUUUAAUAUCAAAUGCACAGAAAACCGAGGAAGAUGAAGACAGUGAAUAUGAGGCAAAAAUACCAAAUAAAUUAUCAUCACUUAUUCAGUUACUGAAUUUUACAAAUGAAGUUGUGCAGAGUAUGCUAUCUGAUAUUAGAAUUGGUGAUUGUUGUACAGUCUUACCAUAUACAGAUUCGUACACUUUUGCCAUGGCAUAUCUCUUGGCAUGGCUAGAAAUACUGGAAUUCAUUUCCUCAUCUCCAUCUCAGAUUCGCUCUGAGUAUGCUGCACAUCUUGAAGAAAAUAAAUUGUUGUCUUGUCUUUUUUCCAAUGUGUUUUGUCUAAUGCCAGAUAAUCCGUUGGCUGUUAUGCAGACAGAUCCAACUCCAACUAAAAAAGGCUUGAAAUCUCUUUUCCUACAUCCUCCAAGCCUUACUUCAGGUGAUCCAUCAUCUAAAGAAAUACAAAUCUUUGCAUGUUAUGUUUUUGCAACUGCACUUAGGAGAGUUCCUGCUUCUGUCAGAACAUGGUGGAACAAUUUAGACAAAAGAUCUGCUGACCUUGUUAACAGAUUUACAUCAAAGUAUAUAAGUGGAAUUCUUUGUGCUGAGGAAAUUCAAGCAGUACAUGACAAUGAAGUGAAAUUUGAAAACAUGAUAGUUAGAGCCAGACCUGGAUCAAGAGAAGUGAUUGCCACUUACACUAUUGAUGAUUCUGCUAUAGAAUUGAGUGUACAGCUUCCAGCUAAUUAUCCACUUGGACCUAUAUCUGCAGACCGAAGGGGGAAAAUAGUCGUUGCAGUACAAGAAUGGAGAAACUGGUUAAUGCAACUGACUACAGUCCUGACAUACCAGAAUGGUUCUAUUUUGGAUGGUUUAACUAUCUGGAAAAAGAAUUUGGACAAAAAGUUUGAAGGAGUGGAAGAAUGCAUGGUCUGCUACUACAUUUUACAUAGUUCUUCUCUGAAGCUGCCAAAACUUUCAUGCCAUGUGUGCAGGAAAAAGUUCCAUUCUGCAUGCCUGUACAAAUGGUUUCGUACAAGCAACAACUUUACCUGUCCCUUGUGUAGAAAUGAAUUUGCUAUGUAAUACUAGUAUGCAUAAAAUAUUUUAUAAAUCAAACUCAACAAUGAUUGAUGUGUACAUAAAAUGCUCUUUGAUUUUAAUGUGUUCAAACAAAGAAACUGUAAUUAUCAUACUGUUUAAUAAAUAUUCUUAUAUAUAAAA
Stegodyphus dumicola is the source of this 2977-nucleotide messenger RNA. It is a transcript of the gene Ltn1, whose product is annotated as E3 ubiquitin-protein ligase listerin. Gene Ontology annotation, biological process: rescue of stalled cytosolic ribosome; ribosome-associated ubiquitin-dependent protein catabolic process. Gene Ontology annotation, molecular function: ribosomal large subunit binding; ubiquitin protein ligase activity. NCBI's taxonomy places the organism in Eukaryota, Metazoa, Arthropoda, Arachnida, Araneae, Eresidae. Gene Ontology annotation, cellular component: RQC complex; cytosol. The record is from RefSeq and is a predicted model, not a curated record.